This is a messenger RNA of Pyricularia grisea, 1032 nucleotides long. RefSeq lists its product as uncharacterized. The coding region runs from base 1 to 1032 and encodes 343 amino acids. Gene Ontology annotation, molecular function: ATP binding; kinase activity. The transcript has a single exon. The record is from RefSeq and is a predicted model, not a curated record. NCBI's taxonomy places the organism in Eukaryota, Fungi, Ascomycota, Sordariomycetes, Magnaporthales, Pyriculariaceae.
AUGGCAGAUGGGAAAGGCGCUUUAGCAAAAUAUGUUCUCACAGAUGCCGAGAGUGAGACCAUCUUUGCGGAGCAGAUCCUGCCUGCUGAACUAAGUCAUGCGCUGGACAGUGGCCAAGUUCCAGGCAACGAUUCCUCAUCCAAGGUCGCAGUCCUGCUCGUCGGCCAGACGGGUGCCGGCAAAACCCGCACAGCACCACUCCUACACCAGGCCAUGACCACGAGGCACCCUUCAGGCCGGGGUCCUGCGCACCUGAUCGCCGACACCUACAAGACGUACCACCCGGCGUACGCAGACCUCAUGCGCCACUCGCCCGCCCUCGCCUCGCCCGCGACGGGUCCCGACGCGCGCCGCUGGCUCGCCAUGGCCUGCAGUCGCGUCGCCGCCGCCGGGGCCGACUGUCUCGUCGAGUCGGCCUGCCGCCACCCUGCCGACUUCCAGGAUCUGGUGCGCAUCUUCCGGGCCGCCGGGUACGUGGUGCACGUCGCGCUGCUCGCCGUGCCCGAGGCCCUAAGCCGCCUCGGGAUCCUGGUCCGUUUCCACGGCGCGCUGCCCGAGGCGCGGUCGCGGGGUCUCCCGCUGCGCCUGACCCCGAGGCCUGUCCAUGACGCCACUUAUUCGGGACUGCUCGUCGCCGCGCGCUGGCUGGACGGCGAGGGCAGUCCGUCUACCGAUCGGGUGGUGGUGCUGAGACGAGGCGACCGGGUGGCUUACGAGCGUGAUGCUGGGGGCCAUGGAGGUGAUGGCAGUGUUGCCUCGGCUUUGUUGCUGGAAAGGCGACGGCCUCUCAGUCAAGAAGAAAAGGCGCGGGCCUUUGAGGAUCUGAAAACGCUGGAGGAGCUCAGUCUAGGGCUUGGUCAGGAUCGGGAGAAAGAGAAGCAGGCAUUGGAAACGGAACUGCGAGAUAUUAAUCAGCUGCUUUUCGGCUUGGAUCCUGACAACAAUGCAGUUCAAGCUGAGACCCCUGACUUCCCAGAGCUGUUGCCUUUGGAUCAUGCUCGAUUUAUAACAUCCAGAGGCAAUAACGGAUAA